GUUGUAAAUAUAAUCCUUGACCUUGAGUCUUCGUUCUUAUUAGCACACGACACUUGUGUGAUCACACUGCUAACGUGCGCUUUGCUCUCUGUUUCAGAUCAUUGCUUGACGAGUGGGAUUACAUAAAUGGCGAGCCUGCCAACGAAAAAACUCUCUUCUUCUAAGUCUCGACUCAAUGAGGCUACUAAGAACACUUCUCCUGUCAAACAGACAGCAUCGAACGAGGUUGAUCAAUUAGCUGAAGUGAUGGCUCCAGCUUUUCAAUCAAAUCAGCCUGCAUCGCGUUUCGUCCAUCCUUUGCCCCAUAAACUGGAGGUCGGUGAUGACUUCGAGCUGUGGUCGGACAAGGUGCGCCGAUACGUUGAUCUGAUGAACGUGCCUCACCCGAAUGCAUUCGUCAUCGAUUCUGUUGGACGGUCCUUGGAAAUGUACACAAUUGGUUUGGAUUAUGUGCAUAUGCCCUUGAUCACCCUCUUGAGUACUCUAAAAGCACGUAUAGUGCCACCAGUACCUCACAUUGAAUCGCUGAAAAGAUUCAGUGAGUGCAACCAGAGACAGGGUGAAUCCAUCAACCAGUUCAUCUUACGUCUCCGCACGCUUGCACGUCAAGCUAUGCAGGACAAGACUUAUUCAGAAGUUGAAGAUGCUAUAUUUUCCAAGUUCCUGCAGGGUGUCGACUUCCGUUACAGGAAGGAUUUCAACCUACACACUCCAGCCUCCAUGGCAGAAGCUGAAACUAGCGCACGCUUGGUGGAAAGCCUGGAAGAGCCAGGAACCACAUGCCCACAAGUAAACGCAAUGGGACAUCCGAACAGAACAACAAAAUAUGCACAGAAUCCCACACCACCGUGGAAAGGACGUCCACAGUCUCAAUCCACCUCAAGAAAUGAUUGCUACUACUGCAGGCGGUUUGGUAAGCUGGCUAGAAGUUGUGGUCACAAUGCAGAAGAUGAACAAUUUGUGUGACAGUGAAAACCACAGAAGAAUGCUGUCAUGAACGAAGGUUUUGAAAGGAGAAUGAAACAUUUUCAGAUGUCCAGUAACGUCAGUCAACCUGAUCACAGCAAUUCGACAUCGCCGAAAUAAUUACGAAAAACAAUUGUGUAAAGAUAUUUGCCUAUUAUUUUUCAUCAAAUAUAUUUAAGAUCCUACUUGCCAUACUUUUCUUAUUCUAUCUGAGUGAAACUAAAUUUGUCAUCAUGACGAGAUGGAGGCCUGAGUUAUCAAUGAUACCUGAGAAAGU
Trichobilharzia szidati is the source of this 1243-nucleotide messenger RNA. The record is from the annotation of a GenBank genome assembly. Lineage: Eukaryota; Metazoa; Platyhelminthes; Trematoda; Strigeidida; Schistosomatidae.